Manihot esculenta (cassava) is the source of this 2871-nucleotide messenger RNA. Its product is annotated as transcription factor bHLH145. The coding region runs from base 995 to 2083 and encodes 362 amino acids. The transcript has 4 exons. The record is from RefSeq and is a predicted model, not a curated record. Gene Ontology annotation, molecular function: protein dimerization activity. Lineage: Eukaryota; Viridiplantae; Streptophyta; Magnoliopsida; Malpighiales; Euphorbiaceae.
UAUAUAACCUUAGCUUCCGUGCAGUCCCAUUAUUUCGACUUUGACUGCUCUCUUUCUCUCUCUCUCUGCAACUGUGAAAGUUAAGCGUUUCUUCAGUAUAUGCUGGUGGUGUUCGAUCUAGAUAUUUGGUUCUAUACAAUAGGGUGACUUGAAGAUUUCUUCUUUGAUUGAAUCCGGUUCUGUUUUCACUCAGGGUCCUUGAAGUUGUCUUGGUGCAAGAAACAGCAGUGGCGAUCGUUCGGCGAAAAGGAACAGUAUGCGGUGGUUUUUGAGUCUUUCUGUUGAUGUGCAUAGGAAAGUUAUCUCCUUGAACCUCUAUUGCAGAGUAAUCCUGUAAUUUCGUUUUCCAAUAACGUACCCUCCAAUUCUGCAGCUUUGUCAUUCAGUCUAGUUUCCAUGGGAUCCACUUUUUUCAUCGUUAUUCCCUGCUAUGUCCUCCAGAUUAGCUGAAUAAGGGAAUCCAUCUUGUUAUCUGUCAAAUCGUCCUCAUUCUCUUGCUUGGGGUUAAAUCAGAGUGAUUAUUGUAUUUUGUUGGUCUCUUCUUUCCGGUUUUUUGCUUUCGCAUUGUUGUUUAUCAGUCUGGUGUUCUUUGGUUCGAUUAAUAUUUCCUUGACUACUUAGCUGCAAGCACUCAGUUAGUUAUCCCCAGGAAGAUCGUGUUCUUGUUGUUUUUAUUAUAUCGAAGGGUUGGGAAGUAGUUAUGGUGUGCCAAGCAGCGAGUCAAACAAAUUUUCGGGCAUUGAAACACGAAAAUGGGAUUGCUGGGAGUGCUACCAUUAUAGUUAGAGUCAUAGCAUGCUUUCAUCCUCUUCAAGAUUGCCAGGCUGAAUAUUUCCGUCAUUUGCUUAAACCUGUCACGUAGAUUUACUUGUUGCGCCACUGUUUUCAAGUUAAGCUGGAGCCUUUUGUUUUUAUAUUAUUACUGAAAGAGAAAUAGGGAGUAAGCAGCCAGUUUUACUACUGCAGAAAUCUUUCUGGUGAUUGUUUUAGUUGGAUGGGCGAGGACUGGGGAUCCUGGUUUCCUCAGCAACAAUUUAAUUGGAAGCCCCCCAAUUUGAAUCAUUUGGGUUCUCCAUAUAAUUUUGAGCAUCAGAAUACAACCCCUUCAUUUAUGAACGCUGGUACUGAAAUGGUUUCUAUCAAGGGGACUUUACCUGUAUAUCCAUCCCCAGAGGUACCUCACCCGCAUAUUGGUCAAGCAAAUGAGCCUCAUGGCUGGUUUUACUGCUUGCCUCGUUUCCGACAGGCAUUCAAACCUGCUUUAAAUUCUGGUCUCAAAGAGAUAUCUGCUACUGCCCUUCGUGGCAGUCUUAACAAGGACCUUACACCCAAGGAAGAAUCAGUGUGUCCUCAGAAGAGAUUCCUUGUAUUUGAUCAGUCAGGUGAUCAAACAACUCUAAUGUUUAGUUCUGGAAUUGGGACUAAUAUCCAGUGCUUUUCCUCUUGGGGUCCAGAUCCAACUGCCACAUAUAAUUUCAAGAGGAAAGAUCUUGGGGUUAAAGAAAAUCUGAAUGUUGAUUUGGGGGCUCUUGCAGCUGACCAAUUUGGAGAAGAUUAUGCUACUGAACUGCAAAGUGAGAUGCACGAGGACACUGAAGAACUGAAUGCCUUGCUGUACUCAGAUGAUGAAAGUGAUUCCUCUGAGGAUGAUGAAGUUACUAGUACAGGUCAUUCACCUAGUACAAUGACAUCUUACAAUAAUGAAGAUUGGUUUGUUGGAAACUUGGAAGAUGUUGCAAGUAGUGAUGGUUCAACUAAAAGGCGAAAACUGUUUGGAGGAUACAGUCAUUCACCUGCGCUAAUGGACACUGCUAGUUCUAUGAAACCCAUCAGAAGCUUUCCAUGUGACAAUGAUGCUGAAUCUAGGUGUGAAGAUGGCUUGAAUGAGGCCUCAGGUGAGAUGGGUUCAGAACCGGCCAUCAAGAGGAUAAGAAAAGAAAAAAUACGAGAGACUGUGAACAUUCUGCAGAAUAUAAUUCCCGGUGGAAAGGGCAAGGAUGCGAUUGUGGUCCUUGAUGAAGCUAUUAAUUACUUGAAAUCCUUGAAGGUCAAAGCAAAAGCUUUAGGACUUGAUGCUCCAUGAGAAGCAAAACUUCAUCAAGUAAUAUUAGUAGUGUCACUAGGUUUUAUCAGUUUAGUUGUUAAUUAGAUGAUGUGUGUGCAGAAUAAGGCAGGUAAACAUGAACUGGGCAUGAUCAUAGGAUUUGCUCAAGACAGAAGAGUUUGUUGCUGUUGAUAUGCAAAUUGGAAGAGAGAUCAUGGAACCUCUACUGUAGUCUGUAAUCAAUGAUUGAUUUCGAAAUCAGCAAAAGCUUUGGUUGUCAAUAUCUUCUAUAGUUCCAGUAAAGAGGAAGGCAAGUGCAGCAUAGUAUGUCCCAAUAAAGGAAGAUAUUGAAUGAUUAAGCAUGUCUUAGGGCUUAGAUAAAGUAGCACUCACACCUGGGCGUGGGAGAAUGGCUGUGUGAAUGAGAAGACUAGUUAUUCUAGAGGGACCCUCUUGGAAGGAGGAUGAACGCAUGCUGCUUGGGACCCAACUUUCACUUUCCCCACCCGUUUUUUGUGUUUUUGACAUGUUUUUUUCACCGUUUCCUCUUUGGUGGGGUUACCACUUUCUUGAUGUGUGACAUUGCACGAGCAAAAGGGUCUACAUAUUUAAUCUUGUCAAACCCCUGGGGCCCCUGAUUUGCCAUUCCAUGCUUCUUCUCAGCACUGGGCUGGCUCAUCACAGCCGGUGGACGAGCUUUGUUUUUUUACUGGGUAUUGUAAUUUGAUUAUUGAAGAACAUCUAGGUUUAUCUACUUGUUUCUAUAUGGUGACCCUGGAUUUGCUGAUUUGGAUGGUUGGAUUUAAUUUAAACUGUGCUUGGUUUUA